UAGGAAAACUUUCUCAAAUGGAAAUGGACAAGCAACGGAUAACAAAUGAACAGAUAAGAGAAGAGUGAGUCUCUCUCUCUCUCUCUCUCCAAUGGCAGCUCCGACAUGUUCCUCUCUCUCUGCCCUCAAAUCCUCCACACUUCUCCCCUCCUUCAAACUCUACCCUAUCCCAAUCCCUUCUUCCUCUUUCAACCCCAAACGCUUCCCCAAUCGGCUCCGUGUUCGCGCCACUGCAACAACCCUCGAAUCCAGCAACGGCGCCGUCGUUGUAGCCCCCGAAAAGGAGGAGGAAAGCAACCCCUACGGUAGACAGUACUUCCCUUUGGCUGCCGUGGUUGGACAGGAUGCUAUCAAAACGGCUCUUCUGCUUGGGGCUAUUGAUCGUGAGAUUGGAGGUAUUGCAAUCUCUGGGAAGCGAGGAACAGCAAAAACAGUAAUGGCACGUGGGUUGCACGCUAUUCUGCCUCCUAUCGAAGUAGUUGUUGGUUCAGUCGCUAACGCGGAUCCAGCCUGCCCAGAGGAAUGGGAAGAUGGACUGGCUGCGAAAGUGGAAUAUGACUUUGCUGGUAAUGUCAAGACUAAGAUUGUCAGAUCUCCUUUUGUCCAGAUUCCUCUUGGCGUCACUGAAGAUAGACUAAUUGGAUCUGUUGAUGUUGAGGAGUCUGUGAAAUCUGGAACCACUGUUUUCCAGCCAGGCCUUCUUGCUGAAGCUCACAGAGGAGUGCUAUAUGUUGAUGAGAUUAAUCUGUUGGAUGAAGGCAUUAGUAAUUUGCUUCUCAAUGUUUUGACUGAAGGAGUUAAUAUUGUGGAAAGAGAGGGGAUCAGUGUUAAACAUCCAUGCAAGCCGCUUUUUAUUGCUACUUAUAACCCAGAAGAGGGUGCUGUAAGGGAACAUCUACUGGAUCGGGUUGCAAUCAAUUUGAGUGCAGAUCUUCCAAUGAGUUUUGAAGAUCGUGUUGCAGCUGUGGGAAUUUCAACACAGUUCCAGGAACGUAGUGAGGACGUUUUUAAAAUGGUUGUUGAGGAAACAGACUAUGCAAAGACUCAGAUAAUUUUGGCCAGAGAGUAUUUGAAGGACGUUACUAUCAGCAGAGACCAAUUGAAGUAUCUCGUUUUGGAGGCACUUCGAGGUGGUUGCCAGGGACACAGAGCUGAGCUAUAUGCUGCUCGUGUUGCCAAAUGUUUGGCAGCAUUUGAAGGGCGGGAGAAAGUCUAUGUGGAUGACCUGAAGAAAGCAGUUGAACUUGUUAUCCUUCCUCGUUCGAUCAUCAAUGAAAAUCCGCCCGAACAACAAAACCAGCCUCCACCUCCACCGCCUCCGCAAAAUCAAGAUUCUGCUGAGGAGCAAAAUGAAGAAGAAGAUGAUCAGGAGGAUGAAAAUGAUGAAGAGAACGAGGAACAACAGGACCAAAUCCCUGAGGAGUUCAUCUUUGAUGCUGAAGGGGGUCUGGUGGAUGAGAAACUUCUGUUCUUUGCACAACAAGCACAGAAACGCCGAGGAAAGGCUGGGAGGGCAAAGAAUGUUAUAUUUUCAGAGGAUAGAGGCCGAUAUAUAAAGCCAAUGCUUCCUAAGGGUCCUGUAAAGAGAUUAGCUGUUGAUGCCACUCUUAGGGCAGCUGCACCGUACCAGAAGUUACGAAGGGAGAAGGAUACUCUAAAGAUUAGGAAAGUGUAUGUUGAGAAAACAGACAUGAGAGCUAAAAGAAUGGCCCGAAAAGCAGGAGCGCUGGUAAUAUUUGUUGUUGAUGCUAGUGGAAGCAUGGCAUUGAAUCGUAUGCAGAAUGCAAAAGGCGCGGCACUUAAAUUACUGGCUGAAAGUUACACAAGCAGAGAUCAGGUUUCAAUCAUUCCUUUUCGUGGAGAUUCUGCGGAAGUUCUGUUGCCUCCUUCCAGAUCAAUUUCUAUGGCAAGAAAACGCCUUGAGAGACUUCCCUGCGGAGGAGGUUCUCCACUAGCUCAUGGUCUAACCACGGCUGUCCGAGUUGGGCUAAAUGCGGAGAAGAGUGGUGAUGUUGGACGAAUAAUGAUCGUUGCAAUAACUGACGGUAGAGCUAACAUAUCUCUGAAAAGAUCAACUGAUCCUGAAGCUGCUGCUGCUUCUGAUGCACCUAGACCUUCUACCCAAGAAUUGAAGGACGAGAUUCUUGAAGUUGCGGGUAAAAUCUACAAAGCAGGGAUGUCUCUCCUCGUCAUCGACACGGAAAACAAGUUUGUCUCCACCGGCUUUGCCAAAGAGAUUGCGAGAAUCGCUCAAGGUUUGAUCGUUGGAAAGGCCAUCUCUUAUGCUAUCUCAAGUUUUCCCCUCUUAACUGGUUUUCAUUUCGAUAUUUGUUUUUCCAGGAAAAUAUUACUAUUUGCCAAAUGCUUCGGAUGCUGUUAUAUCAGCUACAACGAGGGAAGCUUUAUCAGCUUUGAAGAGCUCUUGAUUUUACAUUUUGAUAGCAAGAUUGUGUGUUAGUAAUGUCUCAUACUAUUUAGGCCAAGGAUAUGAGAGAGAAAAUACGGGGCGAAAUUUGUGGGGAGUGUCCAUUCUAUAGUGUGUUCUUUUCUUGUUUUAGGUUUCGUUUUUGUUUGCGUUUGAUUGUAUGAUAUGAUGUAGCUUCAGCUUUGCGGCAGCCAGCAAAUAAAACUAGAGGGCUAGAUUCCAUUGUC
Molecule: messenger RNA, 2652 nt
Organism: Rhododendron vialii
Lineage: Eukaryota; Viridiplantae; Streptophyta; Magnoliopsida; Ericales; Ericaceae
Product: magnesium-chelatase subunit ChlD, chloroplastic
Exons: 14
Coding region: 92-2458 (788 amino acids)
Biological process (GO): chlorophyll biosynthetic process
Molecular function (GO): ATP binding; ATP hydrolysis activity; magnesium chelatase activity
Source: RefSeq, a predicted model, not a curated record